UGAAAGGGGGAUAACUGGAGAAUUCUGGCAACACAGCGCGAGUUUUCAGCCGCAUCGCGUAGAUCCUGCCAUAGAACUCCGGCGUGUUGCAUUUACGGCUGAGCAGAGAUUGGGACCAGUCAUGGCUGAUGAGGGAUAUGUUGUGAGAAUCAGGGGUCUGCCUUGGUCUUGUUCAGUGGACGAAGUUCAGAGAUUUUUCUCAGGCUGCAAAAUUCUGAGCAAUGGAGGUGGAAUACACUUCACCUACACAAGAGAGGGGCGCCCUAGUGGAGAAGCGUUUGUGGAACUGGAGACGGAGGAAGACCUGAAGAUGGCAGUGAAGAAGGACAGAGAAACCAUGGGUCACAGAUACGUAGAGGUGUUUAAAUCCAACAAUGUGGAGAUGGAUUGGGUCAUGAAGCACACUGGCCCAAACUGCCCAGAGACAGCAGGAGAUGGGCUUGUGCGCCUCCGGGGCCUCCCCUUUGGCUGCAGCAAGGAGGAGAUUGUACAGUUUUUUUCAGGGUUGGAAAUCGUGCCAAAUGGGAUAACAUUGCCGGUGGACAUCCAGGGGAGGAGUACGGGGGAGGCCUUCGUGCAGUUUGCUUCACAGGAUAUAGCUGAAAAGGCUCUAAAGAAACACAAGGAAAGAAUAGGGCACAGGUACAUUGAGAUAUUCAAGAGCAGCCGCGCUGAGGUUCGAACCCACUACGAACCCCAGAGGAAGCCUAUGGGGAUGCAGAGACCGGGCCCCUACGACCGGCCCUCAGGUGGACGAGGUUACAGCAUGAUGGGCCGAGGAGGAUCUUAUGACAGAAUACGUCGAGGAGGCUAUGGAGGAGGUGUAUCAGAUGGCCGGUAUGGUGAUGGCGGCUCUUCCUUUCAAAGCACAACAGGCCACUGUGUCCACAUGAGGGGGCUGCCAUACAGAGCCACAGAGACGGAUAUCUACAAUUUCUUCUCUCCAUUGAAUCCUGUCCGGGUCCAUAUUGAGAUCGGCCCGGAUGGGAGGGUAACUGGGGAAGCAGAUGUAGAGUUUGCAACACAUGAAGAUGCUGUUGCAGCGAUGUCCAAAGACAAAGCCAACAUGCAGCACCGCUAUGUGGAGCUGUUCUUGAACUCUACAGCAGGUGGCAGUAAUGGAGCCUAUAGCAGUCAAAUGAUGGGUGGCAUGAGUAACCAGUCAUCUUACAGUGGUGGCCAGCUGAGUUCGGGGUACUCUGGUGGGUACAACAGCCAGGGAAAUAUGGGCGGCUACAGUGAAUAUAUUAGGUAACCAGGGCGGAAUGGGAAGCAGUUACUACGGCGGUGGUGGAGGUGGAAGCAGAGGCUCAAUGAAUGGACUUGGUGGGGGAUGGGGAAUGUAGUUUUCUUUUUCCCUCUCACUCUCAACCCUUAAUUUGAUGUUUUUAACUCAGCAUUUUGCUGGAAGGACUGGAAAUGUCUCACUUUGUUUAACAUAGGCUGGCCAGGUGAGGUUGUUUUUGAAAAAACUGAGGGGUGGGGUUUGUAUUUUUUAUUUGUUAGUGCGUGAUAUACAGAGAGAAGUGAGAUCAUUAUUUGUUGUCACAAGAAAUGUAACUGAGGUGUUGUCUUCCUCAUUCCUCUCAGACCUGACUCAUUACAAAAACCACAUUAUUUUUCCAUUGUCCCGAACUGUGACGUUUAGUUCUCCAAAGAUCUGCCCCGUUUCUGAAGGUUAGCUCUUCCCGUGCUGGUGGACUUUAAACGAUACAAAGAGUGCGUGAGCAGAAAAACCAUCUGGUAUUUUUGGAUGUUUGAACUCAUUUUGCUUCUUCAGUGUUUUAGUUUAAAUGUAACUCUGACUUCAUGGCGUGCAGGUGUUUUUUUUCCUAAUGUUAUGACUGUUCAAUAGACUUUUAUGUUGUUGGGAUGAGGGCUACAUGAAUGGCAAAUGAGUCUAAACUCCGCUACCAUGGAGGUUUUUACAGCUUUGAAUGCUAUUUGUAUUUUCUGUGCACAAAGUGAAUAAACUAGUCUGGAAUACCUGAAUGAAAUAAG
Girardinichthys multiradiatus is the source of this 2001-nucleotide messenger RNA. RefSeq names its product heterogeneous nuclear ribonucleoprotein H1 (gene hnrnph1). Gene Ontology annotation, cellular component: ribonucleoprotein complex; nucleoplasm. Lineage: Eukaryota; Metazoa; Chordata; Actinopteri; Cyprinodontiformes; Goodeidae. The coding region runs from base 122 to 1255 and encodes 377 amino acids. Gene Ontology annotation, biological process: regulation of RNA splicing. The transcript is spliced from 11 exons. Gene Ontology annotation, molecular function: RNA binding. The record is from RefSeq and is a predicted model, not a curated record.